Molecule: messenger RNA, 1217 nt
Organism: Alligator sinensis (Chinese alligator)
Lineage: Eukaryota; Metazoa; Chordata; Crocodylia; Alligatoridae
Gene: TBATA
Product: thymus, brain and testes associated
Exons: 10
Coding region: 97-1197 (366 amino acids)
Source: RefSeq, a predicted model, not a curated record
CAGAAGUGAAGUAUCUUUGCAAGUCUCCCUCCAGAUUGCAGGGGCAAAGGGGGCUCAUUGCCUAGUGUCUGCUAGCAGGGCACAUGAAUCACUAAAAUGGCAAAUGAGCUGAAAAAUUUGGAACCCAAUCUUCAGCAGCUAGAUACCAAGAGAACAUCAGCUCCAAAGAAGAUGGAGAUGUCAAAGAGCCCAGUCGUUGCCCCAUUCAGAGGAAUAGAUAUCACAGGAGUCUCAGGGAAACUUGAACACAUGACUCUGAACACACCACUAAUGUUUAGUGUGGAGGCCCUGAGACCUCAGUCAAAGAGCACCUCUCGCUUUGGCAGCUUUAGCCACCAUUCCUUCUUUUCACGACACAAUCCCCACCCUCAUCGGGUGACUCACAUCCAAGGUUUGAAUGGUGUUCCUAUCUGCAUGGUUAAUGAUGGGUGGUCCAGACUGACCCCUCUGCCAUCUCAUCCAAUGAUAAAGGGCCAGCUUUCUACGACCAUACUGGGAGCGCCUGGCAUCCAGCUGCCAAUUGGAGAUCCACAUAGUAAUCUGGUCCCCAGACUAGCUAUAGGUUCAUUGUCAGAAGCAUGGCGAGAAGAACUGAAGGAACUUGCUGCCAGAGUUAGUGCCGCCUCCUGCAAAGAAAUGGAGAAAAAAGAAGUGAUAAGUAAGACAGAGGAACUUCGGAGAGCUACACAGUACUCAGCAGAAACUGGGCGCCUCAUCCCACCUCCCUCUCGGGCAAACACCUGCCAUUCCUUCCACCAAAUGCACUGCAACAAUGCCAAGAAUAAAGGCAAGGAGGCUGUCCUAUCUUUCCAGGAUCAAGAACUGGUUAUUUUAGAGCUGCUGUGUCAGAUCCUGCAGACAGACUCGUUGAUGGCUAUUCAGGAAUGGCUGCUCACAGCUGGCCAGAGAGAAAAGGAUCUUGUUAUGGGGAUGUUACAGACUGCAACUGCCAACCUACAACUUGAACCCCAGUCCCUGACAACAAACACAGAGGAGAGGCCACAGACACAAAUUUCCCAGAUCACAGCAGGUCUGCCCUCCAGAGGGCAUCACUUAGGAAGGAGCUCUUCAACCAGAUUUUCUCAGAAAAAGAAACAAGAACCUAUUCCAGAAGAAGAGAAACCAGUGCACAUUGGAACUGCAGAAGUUCUCCAGUUUCAUUCUUCCCAGCAGAAUCAGCCAGACCCAACCAGCUAACAUGAUCUGCCAUUGUUCCU